AUGUCAAAAGAAAGACAACCUACCCCUGAACAUAUUAAAGAAAAAUAUAAAACACUACCUCCUGAAGUUAUUAAAAGUAAAGAGGAUAAAGAAAAAAGACAACGAAAUAAAAGAGCUGCUAAAAAAAGAUAUUAUGAUAAACUAAAAAAACAGGCUGAAGAACAAGGACCUUCAACUAGAACAAGAUCUAAAAUUUUUCCAAUAUCAUCAAGAACAAGAUCACAAACAGUAGAAAGUGCUAGAUUAAGACAAAAAAGACAUAGAGCUUCUAUAGAUACAGAUAAAAAAGAAAAAAUAAAAAAAA
This is a messenger RNA of Dentiscutata erythropus, 304 nucleotides long. Lineage: Eukaryota; Fungi; Glomeromycota; Glomeromycetes; Diversisporales; Gigasporaceae. The record is from the annotation of a GenBank genome assembly.